Molecule: messenger RNA, 2082 nt
Organism: Armigeres subalbatus
Lineage: Eukaryota; Metazoa; Arthropoda; Insecta; Diptera; Culicidae
Exons: 1
Coding region: 1137-1955 (272 amino acids)
Source: RefSeq, a predicted model, not a curated record
CCCUUUUCUAGUGGGAGCUAGUGUGAGCUCCGGGGAAAAAGUGUUCAGGACCUCUUUUCCUACGUCUCUUUUCAAACUGCUUUCCGUCCAGCACACGGCUCGGCCCGCGAAGCCUUCAGGCUUCCGCGCCUAACCGUAAAAGACCGUGGAUCCUCAAAGGAGGACCUAUAUCUCGGGCCGUAGGCUCUAACCGCAAAGGAGAUUUCCCCUCUCGGCCGUCCAAGGUGGCUAAGCCACGGCCGGCCGAUCGCGCCUACGAGGGAAGACGCCUGCCCACCAUCGUCCAGCAACGCCCGCUGGUCCCGUCGGACGACGAUGGUCCGCAUAGCCGCUCGCCUCGCUAUUCCGGCGAGAUUUCUGGCCGCACAGCUGGACAGGAGUCGCUGUGCCGGCUAUUCCGGCCCCAACAACCGAAGCAGCAGCGGUAUGUACCGGUACCAACAUAAAAAUAGGUAACACUUAACAAAUUAACACACAAUUUGAUAACACAGAACAACACGCACACGCCACAAUUAGGAAAAAUAAAAUUAUGUGCAAGUAAUGUGAAAAUUCUGUGUUGUUAGUUUUUGUUUACCGCGAAAAACCCUUGAUUACCCAGUAGUUAGCCGACCCUGGGAUUGCCGGAGAGUCUCUUGUGUCCUGGUCUGGCCUGGCUAUUGCUAGUUGUCGAUUAGUAAAAGGGGGAGUUUCAAUUGGCUCCCAGCCAAAAGUCCGCGAACGGUAAUCAAGGGUCCGUAGUAGUAUACAAAAAUCUAACGAUUUUGCCGACGGGAGGUGGCAGGGAUCCGUGCUUGCACGAAUGACAUCCACCUUUAAUCACUAUUCAUUCCUUGAUGUGGAAAAAAGUGUUUGUACAAGGUUUUUGCCUUCAAAAGAGGUCCUGAGCACAUCACGGACACAUUUGCGAUCGAUUGUCGUUUUUUCCGAUCAAAAAUUCGUUGAUGUUGGCAAAUUUUGUGUUUCGUGAACCGUUUAUUGACUUUUAUAACAUAUAUCAUAAUUAUGCUUUACUGGUUAUGUCCAUUUAUUAUGACAACGAGCGCGCACUAUUUAUUUUAAUCCGUUUGUUUUGUUUCGUCACUGUGUUUUUAUCAUUUUAUUAUCACCCACUUAACCACCACUGAUUCUCAUAAACAAUGACACGCAAGCGACGAGCAAAGGCUGAAACCAAUUAUAUUGCAAUAAAUUGGCAGCCGUCGACAUAUGAUGCGGACGAAUCGGACUUAGAUGAAUCUUUGGAGAUUCCUUGUCCGUUACUUUCGACGCAUCCUAACUACCCGCUAGAGGAGUUAGAGCUGGACCUCGAAGAAACUCUGCACACCAUUCGGGAGCAGAGGACUUCGGGGAUAAUGAUGCCAGCAGAUGUCGUAAAAAUUAAAAGAAUAAUUUAUUUAUUUAUGCGUGACAUGGACAUCGUCACAAGCGAUGCCAAUUCUCGCUAUUUACCCCCUAGCGCGACAUGCGAAUUCAGGGAACCGGAGUCGGAACCAGAAGAAAACCAUGAAUUAAUAAUUCCUAGUUCCGAUUCCGAUGAAAACAAUAUGUCCUUCAGCGAGUCCGAAUCCAAUUCGGAAGACCAACUUCUGGUCAAUAAGGGAACGACAAGAAGCCCAGUGUCACGCUUUUCUUCUGGAUAUUUUUCUCCCGAUUUCACCAGUAAGUCGAUGCUUCCUUCAUCCGAUUUUCCCCGAGACUUACCUGGUAGUGCUUUCCAUUCUUCAAAUUCCCAAUCUUCGAACCCCGAAUCCCUACGAAAGCAAACCCGGACUUUUAAGAUCCGACGGAAAAAGGCCAACAACAAUCUUCGAGCGGAACCCACGGCCAAAGAACUGUGCAUGAAAACAACUUCGAUUUUGGAACCUAAUUCUUCAACGAAAAUUCCCUGUUCCGGACGCACACCUGGAACCCACCAAAAGGUAUUUUCUUUCAAUAAAAAGAAAAACAAAUCCAACUAAAAAUUCAACAAUUUUAUUUCUCAUUAUUUUCCAGUUCCUUACCUAUGGCAGAUUGCCCAGUUCCGGUGCUGUGUGGGAUUAUUAUUUGCCCCCAGUCACUUGGUGCAAUCACCGCCGAAAGGAUAAA